AUGUCAGUGGUUCCGAAGAAAUCGAAGGAAUGGGUGGAAACACAAAAAAAUUUUCCUUUAUUUUGUACUGCUAUUGACAGAAAGCACGUGGCCAUAAAGCGUCUAUCUGGGUGUUGCUCUCAGUUUUACAACUACAAAGGAGGUGUGGGAACUAAUGGGAGAGCCGACGAUGGAAAUAUAUUCCAGCUUUCCUCGUUUAAGUCAGUCUUAGCCAAUUGUGCACUAAAUUUUCCUAAUGACCACUUUAUUUUGGGUGAUAACACUUUCCCUUUGUCACCGACAUUAAUGGAGUCCUUUUCCAAACGAAAUUUGUCAUUAGAGAAACGUAUAUUCAAUUAUGGCUUAGCGUGUGCACGCAGAGUGGUGGAAAACGCGUUUGGUAUAAUGGCAGCACUGUCUAGAAUCUUUCGAAGAGAAAUCGAAGUUGAUUCAGAAACUCAGCAACCUAUUUUGAAAAAAGGAUGGGUUGACCAUGAAGACACUUACACUGGGGCAGAACUACCACCAUUGAGAGGGGCUCGCUCGGCAAACACACAUUCGAAAACUGCUUCGGAAACAUGGAAGAAACUGGCUGAGCACUUCAGUGGCGAAGGACGAGUAUGUUGGCAGAUGAAGGCUGUUGGCAUGACAACUUACUACUGUUAUUGUGAAUCACAAACUUUAGUGUUAAUAGUUGACAACAUUAACAACAAUACAAAAUGUUUUAAAACACAAUGA
Messenger RNA from Schistocerca nitens (vagrant locust), 717 nucleotides. RefSeq lists its product as uncharacterized. The coding region runs from base 1 to 717 and encodes 238 amino acids. The record is from RefSeq and is a predicted model, not a curated record. The transcript has 5 exons. Lineage: Eukaryota; Metazoa; Arthropoda; Insecta; Orthoptera; Acrididae.